GAAACGAGUGUAAGAAACGCUGGAAACAUAUGAGGGAUCACUACAAGAGGGAAAAAAAAGAAGAAAGAGGCUCUACAGGAAAGGCUACAAAGAAAAAAAGAGCGGUGUAUUGGGAGCGGCUGCAAUUUUUGGAUACUGCGGGAGAUGAAAGAAGCAGCUCUACAAACGUUCUUUCUCCGUCCAGUAAUGAAGCUUCAAAUCCCGAGGAACCAAAUAUUAACAAUCUGGAACAUUCUGAGGAGCACGAAACUCCAGAGCGAGCCUCAGAGCGAUCACCAAUUGUAUCUUCUACACCAACCUCAGAUUGCCAUGAGGCCAUCUUUCGACCGCCAGCACCAAAAUCGAGGAAAGAAAAGGUUGCAAUCCAAAAAUAUUUCCAAGAAAGAACAGAGGACAGAUUACAUUUGAAACGGUGCCUUGACGACAUUGUGGGACAGCCACUACCCGAGGACAACGAAAUAGAUUUGUUUUUCAGAACUAUGGCAGCCACUGUCAAAAAAUUUAGACCAGACCUUGCCACCAAAGCAAAAUCGAGUGUGUUUAAAAUUAUUACUGAUUUGGAAAUAGUAAACCAGCAAUUGCUUUUGCCAGCCAAUGAAUUUCAUUCGGAUUCCUACUCCUCAUCAUCGUCACACAUCCACAGAACCUACCUACACCAGCUUGGACAUAAUAUCAGAAGCAUUCACACAAGCGAUUCAAAAUGGGGAUGA
Molecule: messenger RNA, 710 nt
Organism: Acanthoscelides obtectus
Lineage: Eukaryota; Metazoa; Arthropoda; Insecta; Coleoptera; Chrysomelidae
Source: the annotation of a GenBank genome assembly